Drosophila innubila is the source of this 1242-nucleotide messenger RNA. Its product is annotated as organic cation transporter 1. Gene Ontology annotation, biological process: transmembrane transport. The transcript has 3 exons. Gene Ontology annotation, molecular function: transmembrane transporter activity. Lineage: Eukaryota; Metazoa; Arthropoda; Insecta; Diptera; Drosophilidae. The record is from RefSeq and is a predicted model, not a curated record. Gene Ontology annotation, cellular component: membrane. Bases 1 to 1233 code for a protein of 410 amino acids.
AUGGCAGACAAGAGAUGGCCAAGGAUAUCGUGUCAGGAUUGGAUUUAUGACAAAACACAAGUGCCUUACCAGUCCAUUGCUACCCAGUACAAUUGGGUGUGCAAAAAUUAUCAUUUGGCUCCUUGGACAGUGACGAUUUACUUUUUAGGGUCUAUUGUAGGUGGACUCGUCUUUGGCUACGUAACGGAUCACUGGGGACGCAUUCCAGCCGUCAUGUUAAGCAAUUUUUGUGGUCUUGUUGGUGGCAUUAUGAGUGCGUUUUCUACAACUUUUUUAUGGUUUUCCAUUACCAGAUUUGUGGUGGGAUUGGCGUUCGACAACUGCUGUAUGCCUAUGUAUGUUCUAACUUGGUGGUGUAAUGACUGGCGGUUAUUGUCAAUUGUCACCUCCAUUCCCAUCGUAAUUUGCCUCUUGAUGUACUUUUUUUUGGAGGAAUCCGCCAGAUGGUUAAUAAGCGUCGGUAAAAUAGACAAAGCCAUGUCAAUUAUAAAAAAGAUUGCCAAAGUAAAUGCCAAAACCAUUUCCGAGGAAUUAAUCUUUACAUUCGAAAAAUGUUGUAAAAUAACUAACAACGAAGAACAAACAAACAAAGAUUAUACACUCAUGGAUUUGUUCAAAAGUUGUCGAAUGUGCCUUAUAACAUUGGAUUUAGUGAUUAUUUGGAUGAUCGUUGCAUUGGUAUAUGAUGCACAUGUUAGAGCCAUUAUCGAUAUAGGACCUGAUAUUUUUAUAACCUUUUCCGUUGCCAGUGCGGUGGAGUUGCCUGCUUGCCUAGUGCCAAUGUUUUUGUUGGAUUGUGUAGGACGCAAAUGCAUGUCCUUAGUCGUCUUCAUAGGAUGCUCAACAGGCAGUAUUAUUGCAGCAUUAUUGAAGAUAAAAUGGCAAAUUGCAUUGGCUGCCCUUUUUGGUCGAUUUUGCUCAGCAAUCACAUAUAACAUUGGAAUUCAAUGGGCUGCCGAAAUACUGCCUACAGUUGUACGCGGUCAAGGAUUAGCAUUCAUUCAUAUAAUGGGAUUUGUGGCCACACUUCUGUCUCCAUUUGUUGUGCACACCAAACAUUAUUCACCAUCGGCACCAAUGUUGAUUGUAGGCGCUCUUUCAAUUUGUGCAGCAGCAUUGGUCUUAUUUUUACCAGAAACAACAAGAACCGACCUACCACAAACACCAACGGAUACAGAGAAACUAUCAAAAGCUCAAAGAAUAUUCACAUUUGUAAGAAAAAUACAUGCAUGAAUUUGAAUU